CGCCGCGACGUGUUGCGCUCGGAGCCCCGCAUGGGCUGUGCCGCACCGGCUGCUGCGGCCGCGCCGCUCCCGGCCGCCCUGCUGCGGCCGCGCCCGGCUCCGCAGGCUCCAGCUGUUCGCUGCGAUGCUUUAAAGGACCUCUGCGUUGCCGCAGUUCAUUCCGGGCUGCUCUCGCCUCCUCCUCCUCCCCACGGCUGCGAGCCCCUUCUUGAACUGCUCCGCACGUUAGCGCUGCUCGGUGCAGGCGGGCAUUUCCAUGCGAGCGCCAGCCGCCCGCUGCUGUGACCGGCAUCAGCACAUCGUCCACCUCCCGCUCCAGAUCCGGAGCGACUUCAUUACUUGGGGUGGUGCAGGGACCUUUUUUUCGGCAGGAAGGUCCAGUGUAAGUUUAUUUUCGGCUUCCGCUCUUCUGCACCGGCCAUCGGUUUUGUUCACCAUCCCGCGGGAGCCGAGGGAACCGAAGUUGCCAGAGGAGCCAAUAUACUGUUACACACCACACAACUUCACCCGCGAUCAAGCCUUGUAUGCCAGAGGAUAUUGUUGGACAGAAUUAAAAGAUGCCUUGCCAGGAGUUGAUGCCAGCCACUGGCCCUCCUUGUUUGAGCAUAAGUUCCUACCUUAUGCACUGCUGGCUUUUGCUGGGAUAAUGUACAUUCCAGCUCUGGGCUGGGAAUUUCUGGCCUCCACUCGACUGACUUCAGAGCUUAAUUUUUUGCUUCAGGAGAUUGAUAACUGCUACCACCGUGCAGCUGAAGGGCGCGCACCAAAAAUAGAGAAACAGAUUCAGUCCAAAGGCCCAGGGAUAACUGAGAGAGAGAAAAGAGAAAUCAUUGAGAAUGCAGAGAAAGAAAAAAGCCCUGAGCAGAACUUGUUUGAGAAAUAUCUGGAAAGAAGAGGACGAAGUAACUUUUUAGCUAAGCUUUAUCUUGCAAGACAUCUGUUCAUCAUCUUUUUAAGCAUCAUACCAAUCACAUACUUAUCCACCUACUAUGCUACACAGAAGCAAAAUGAAUUUACAUGUGCACUAGGGGAGCCUCCAGACAAAACGAGCAGCUCCAAAUUGCACAUCAGAGUGAACUGUAAACUGCCAUCUGUCCAGCUCCAGCGGAUUAUUGCUGGUGUAGAUAUCGUUCUCCUCUGCUUCAUGAACUUGAUAAUCCUCAUCAACUUGAUUCACCUCUUCAUAUUUCGCAAGUCUAACUUCAUAUUUGAUAAACUGAACAAAGUUGGAAUAAAGACCAAGAAACAGUGGCAGAAAUCCCAGUUUUGUGAUAUCAAUAUUUUGGCCAUGUUUUGUAAUGAAAAUAGGGACCACAUAAAAUCAUUGAACCGUCUGGAUUUUAUUACAAAUGAAAGCGACCUGAUGUACGACAAUGUGGUACGCCAGCUGCUCGCAGCACUGGCCCAGUCCAAUCACGAUGCCACUCCAACCAUGCGUGAUUCAGGGAUUCAGACCAUAGACCCAAGCGUUGAUCCAGCAGACAUUGAUGCUAAUGAACAACUCAUCAUUAAGAGACCAAGGAAGAAGAUGAAAUGGAUCCCAACUACCAACCCCCUUCCCCAGCCAUUCAAGGAGCAGUUAGCCAUUAUGAAGGUUGAGAACCAUAAACCUGAUAAACCGAAGCCUGUGCGGAGAAAAACAGCGACAGACAGCCUUAUAGCUCCUUUGUUGGAGUCUGCUGCAAAAACCUCACAGCAAUCGUCCGCUCAUAAGAGCGAGCCAAACGCCAUGCCAAGCACAAGCGGUGAAAAAAAGCACACACGGCACUUUUCCUUGGAUGUUCAUCCAUAUAUACUUAGUAGCAAAAAACCCAAGCCAGAGGUUCAAGCCAUCCCCUCGAUGCCUACAUCAAAAAGCCAAGAGGGUGGAUUUUUAAACCAGGAAGAGAAUGUUGUAGUGCAUGUUACCUCCUCUCUCAAAGAUACCCCUCAUCCUGCAAAAGAGAUCCUAUACUCAUCUGAGACAUGCAGAACUGUGCCUGCUGCUGCGGCUUUCGUCACGUGUAACCACAACCAUAUAGCCACAACUGCUGCUGCCACCAGUAUGGCUUUGAACCAGGUCAAGCCAGAGCCAACAGCUGCACUGAGCUGCAACCCAGCCCACCCUUUGCUGCACAUCAACACGCUGUACGAGGACCAUGAGGAGGAAGUUUCAAACAUAAUGGACAAUGGGAUUCACUCACCAACUGACGCUGGGGAAAUGCUGUCCGUCCCUACCCCGAAGCAGAUCAGGCUGGCGACGUUUGACGAGCCCAUGGCGAUCGUGAGCUCGGUGGAGUACUGACAGCCCCGGGCGGCCUCGGGCCAGGCCCACGGCCACGGCAGUGCUGGCCAUGGUCCCUCAGCAAUGCAACUCACUGCAUGAGCAUGGAGAGUUUUCUCACAGACUAUAGCUUCUGGUAAUAACACCAAACGGUUUUUCAGGAUCACGUCAUAAGCACUGUCAGUCAUUUGCAAAAUAGAAUAAAAAUCUGGUGGAAAUACACCUUUAACACUAAGACAACCAUUAGCUCUAACUCUAAACUAUAGCUUCCUGAUUUAAAGGGGAAUUAGCACAAUUUAUGAACUUUAAGAGUCUAAUGGCAUGCCACAGCAAUUUUAGCAAGUGUUUAAAUCGUUUGCAUUCAGAAUCACUGAUUAAAGUUAAUAUGGAGAUGAGGUAUAAUUUUUUAAUGGCAGCAGUUAAAUAAGAGUUCUUUUCUAAGCAGGGAUGAUUUUUUUUUUUUUUUUAAUUCAGGAUUAUGGCAAAGCUAUAUGCAAGCAAAAUUUGUGUUUUAUUUGUUUCUUUAGCUCACUGGUGUUGGGCUUGAUGGAGACUUAGCUGAAAGGGCCUUACUACCACCAGCAUUUAAGUGCAAAAAGAUUGAUACUCUCAAUCUCUUGCAUUUAUAAAUGAAAAUACCUGAAGUAUGCCCCGCCCUUUAACAUGCUUAUAUGUUUGAUGGAAGAUGAUUAAAUUAAGAGUUUAUUUUUUUAAAUAUAUUUUACCAUGGAAAAAAUUACUUUAAUAACUUUUCAAACCAGGUGUUACUUUUAACAAAAUGUGUAGAAGAGAGUCAUUGUAGCUGCUUAUUUUUUCACAGUGUAUUUAUGAACCAGGUUAGAAACUUUCAUGGGUGCUUCACUGAUACGAAAAAUCUUACGGAGGUCAUUACAAAAUAUCUUACAAAAUGUGAAACCAGCAAACCUGUUUUCAAAUAACACACAGUUAAAGAAGUCUAUGAAUUUGUUCUGCAGAUUUGGCUAGUCCUUGAUUCAGCACAAAUUAAGGCCAUGGAUGACACUGAAAUGACUCAUGUCUAAAGCUAAGCACACACUGAAAUGGCUUUGCUGGAUCUGGGCUCUAGUGCAGGCAGACAAGAAUCCUGCAGUAUGUGCUAUCACUGAAUCAGUAUUUGCCAUCCUUGGCUCAAAGCACAUCUUCAUGCCCAUCUUCCUAUAAUUACGAUAUGUGUGAUUUAAUAGAAAAUUCUAGUAUAACUAAAACGUCUAUUAAAAGUGUAUCAUGCAAUAACCAUUCUCAGAAAAAUUAUAGUGAAACAAAAAAGUGACUGUGUUAAAAUAAUAUUCCUAGCUGCAUUCAGAAUUACAGGCUGUGUGUAUUUGCUUCAAAAUUAUGUAUAAUGGUAGAAAAAAAUAUGCAGCACAAAUAUGGGACUGAAAUCUCGAGUUUAUUUUUAAUUUAUUACCUCAGACAUGGAUAUAUUAUACCAAUAUUUAAUGAAAAUAGCACUGAAAAUAAAUGCCUAUUAUUCUGAA
Messenger RNA from Corvus hawaiiensis (hawaiian crow), 3759 nucleotides. It is a transcript of the gene PANX2, whose product is annotated as pannexin 2. Gene Ontology annotation, biological process: monoatomic cation transport; positive regulation of interleukin-1 production. Bases 257 to 2284 code for a protein of 675 amino acids. The transcript is spliced from 3 exons. Gene Ontology annotation, molecular function: channel activity. The record is from RefSeq and is a predicted model, not a curated record. NCBI's taxonomy places the organism in Eukaryota, Metazoa, Chordata, Aves, Passeriformes, Corvidae.